AACCUUUUGGCGGGAAAAACAGAGCGACUUAGACAUUCCCUCUCUCAUUCUCCUUCGCCUUCGCACAAUCCUCCCGGAAAAUGGAAUCCGACUCGGACUCCGACGGAUCUCACAUCUCCGCUACUCCUCCCAGAGACUCCAAACGAUCUCCGUCACCGUUUCGUCAGCCGUCGUUCCAGCCGCCUCCACCGCCAUCCGCACUGUCAAAUCUUAUUUCCUCCCACAAAUCGAAACCCAAACACAAGCUCAAACCAUCCUCUUGUCACUCAAAACCCCAAAAGCCAAUCGCUAAGCCUACCGCUAAACCACCCAGUCCUAAACCCUCUCCACCCAGCCCUUGCGCUCUCAUCCCUAAUUUACCCUUCCAUAUCUGCCGGCCAUCCGACCAAAUUGCCUCCCUUCCGACCGAUGGUUUCGUCCAACCGCUCCGGGCUGGUUAUUUCUCAAGACUCGCAUCCUUUUCAAAAAUCCGGAAGUCCUCUCUCGAUUUUGAAGAUGACUAUCCUCUCCCUGGAGUAGAAGUCAAGUCCGAGUCGGCUGAUGCGGAAGUUACAGUGAAAGAUGUGAAGAAGAAGAAGAUACAGCCUCCUAACCUAAUAGGUGGCCAAAUGACCUUACCGCCUGUGAAAUUAAGAAAAUAUGGAAAUGACAGUAACUUUGUGAGGCUUAACCUGAAUUUCAAGAAAGGUAAAUUCGCGAACAAAGGCAAAAGGAAGAACAGUUAUGCAGCAAACAGUAGCCGGAGAUCUUAUAGAUAUAAUAAACGAAAAUUGAACGCAAAGAGUGAAGGCGAAACGGAGAGUAUUUUUGAGGAGGAUGGUUUGGUUACAGAAUUUACGCAACGCAAUGGGAAGGAGGAGCUUGGCAGAGGGAAAUUAGAAGAUCAAUCGACAAUGGAGAUGGUUUUGGCCGUGAAAGAAGACCCGUGUGAUGAGAAUUUGGGAAAAUUGUUGAAGGAGAUGUAUGGUUACAAUUCUUUUAGAGAGGGGCAGCUGGAAGCAAUCAAGAUGGUGCUUGAUAAAAAGUCAGUUAUGCUGGUUUUGCCCACAGGUGCUGGAAAAUCGCUGUGUUAUCAGAUGCCGGCAGUGCUUUUACCGGGGAUAACACUGGUUGUGAGCCCCUUACUGGCUUUGAUGAUUGAUCAGUUAAAACAGUUGCCUCCAAUGAUUUCGGGCGGGCUUCUGUCCAGUAGUCAGACAUCAGAAGAGGUUGCUGAAACUCUGAGGCUGACUCGAGAAGGGAUUAUCAAGGUGCUUUUUGUUUCACCCGAGAGGUUUCUAAAUGAGGAAUUUUUGUCGAUAUUUUCUGAUAGUCUUUCUAUCUCACUUCUAGUGGUUGAUGAAGCUCAUUGUGUAUCUGAAUGGUCGCAUAAUUUCCGGCCUUCAUACAUGAGGCUUAGAGCAUCUUUACUUCGUGCCAGACUCAACGUUCAGUGCAUACUUGCAAUGACUGCAACUGCCACAACCACAACUUUGGAUGCUAUCAUGUAUUCUCUGGAGAUCCCUUCAGAAAAUUUUAUCCAAAAGGGCCAGUUGAGAGAAAAUCUUCAAUUGUCAGUAUCUAUGAGUGGAAAUAGAAUGAAAGAUCUGAUAAAGUUGAUCAAGUCUCCUCCCUUCACCGAUGUCCAAAGCAUCAUUGUAUACUGCAAAUUCCAGUUCGAAACAGACCAAGUCAGCAAAUACUUGUGUGAUAACAAUAUUUCUGCAAAGAGCUACCAUAGUGGUUACGCGGCAAAGGAUCGCAGACGCAUACAGGAAUUGUUUUGUUCUAACAAGAUCAGAGUGGUGGUUGCAACUGUGGCAUUUGGCAUGGGGCUUGACAAGAGGGAUGUUGGAGCUGUAAUUCACUACAGCUUGCCAGAAAGUCUGGAAGAAUAUGUUCAAGAAAUAGGACGUGCUGGACGAGAUGGAAGGUUGUCUUAUUGCCAUCUCUUUUUUGAUGAUAUCACAUACUUCAAGCUUCGUAGUCUGAUGUACAGUGAUGGAAUCGAUGAGUAUGCUAUAAACAAAUUCCUCUGUCAAGUUUUCACCAGUGAAAAUUGUCAUGGAAUCUGUUCAUUAAUCAAGGAAUCUGCCUCUCGCAAAUUUGAUAUGAAAGAAGAGGUGAUGCUGACAGUUUUAACUCAGUUGGAGUUGGGUGAAAUGCAAUACUUGCAUCUACAUCCACCGCUAAAUGUAACAUGCACUUUGAAUUUCCAUAAGACGCCACCGGUGUUACUUGCUGACAGAGAUAUUGUGGUUGCAGCAAUACUGAAAAAGUCUGAGACUAAGCAUGGGCAGUAUGUAUUUGACAUACCCACCAUUGCGAAUUACAUUGGGGUUACAUCUAUGGACCUAUCAAAUCAGCUUCAGAAUCUCAAGUUGCAGGGAGAAGUAACAUAUGAGAUGAAGGACCCAGCGUAUUCUUAUACAAUUGUGGAAGAUCCUAAGGAUAUUUGUUCUCUCUCUUCACAUCUUACAAAAUGGUUAUCAGAGAUUGAAAGUUGUAAGGUAAGGAAACUGGAUGCGAUGUUUGACGCUGCAGUGUUCGCAGUGAAUGCAUGUGAAAAAGUGCAUGGCUGUCAUGGUGCACAGCAUACGCCUUGCUUGGAAAAGAAGAUAUUGAAUUACUUCAUGGAAAAUGAUGACGGUGAAGUUCCUAACAAGAUGUGUCAAAGCAGCCGCUUUCUGCGAGCAGAUAUAAAGGUUUUUCUGCAGAGCAACUCACAGGCAAAAUUCACUCCAAGAGCCAUUGCAAGGAUACUGCAUGGCAUUGCCAGCCCAGCCUAUCCUUCUACAACUUGGUCAAAAACUCAUUUCUGGGGAAGGUACACAGAGAUAGACUUCCAAGUUGUAAUGGAGGCUGCAAAGGCAGAACUGAUGAAUUUUGUCGGAAAAGAUGCUCUCUAGCUGUGUCUAUUCAGGCACAGUCCUGUAUGACAACUAGAUCAGAGGGCCACCUGAAGGUAAACAGGAGGAAGGAUGGAAGAAAUGAAUUACCAUUGAUUCCUUGUAAAGUUGUACCAGUAUCUGUCAAGGAUAUAACCUAAAAGAACUCUAUCAAGUCACGGAAGGUAUUCGAGUCUUACUCGUGCGAACGAUCACGAUUUACCUGCAGCAACAUAUGCAGCUGCAGUAAUUUCAAUCCUUGGCACUGAUGCUGAAACCCUUGAUCCAUCAAUUGAUGGAGAAUGGAAAUGCAAUAUUAUCUAAAGAGUAUAGGACAAGAGGAAAGCAGCUUGUGGCUUUGUCAUUCUGAUUUUCAUGUUUUAUUUUCUGUCCAAACAUGUAGGUCCUCUCAGUUAUUGGUAUCAAAUGCCAUCAGGGUUCAGCCAUUUUAGUUUUGUUUCCAUGUAUUUGUUCAAAACAUUUAGAUUUGAAAUUUGAAACUCCGGAAGUAACGUGGAUGGUGAGCUAAAGAUGGCAUCAUAUGUCAAGGAAAGUGAAGAAAGUCUGCUAAUCAGCGGAUUCAAAGUUGGCCAAAAUUAGCAGUCAAAAGCCAUCAAAAGCAGUGUUUUGUACGCAAAAGUAUGUUGUGGUGAUCCGGCAACAGAGGUUACUGGCUAUUAGUUUUUUUAUUUUAAAACGAAAAAAUAUAUAUUCAUAACGUACCGUGUAUAACAGUUUAUUAAUUAUUGAAAGAGAGAAUAUUAAGUG
This is a messenger RNA of Tripterygium wilfordii, 3635 nucleotides long. Its product is annotated as ATP-dependent DNA helicase Q-like 5. The transcript is spliced from 21 exons. Gene Ontology annotation, cellular component: chromosome; nucleus; cytoplasm. Gene Ontology annotation, molecular function: nucleic acid binding; 3'-5' DNA helicase activity; four-way junction helicase activity. The coding region runs from base 81 to 2888 and encodes 935 amino acids. Gene Ontology annotation, biological process: double-strand break repair via homologous recombination. The record is from RefSeq and is a predicted model, not a curated record. NCBI's taxonomy places the organism in Eukaryota, Viridiplantae, Streptophyta, Magnoliopsida, Celastrales, Celastraceae.